AUGGGGGUAUGCCAUAAAUUCCGAAACCUCCUUCUCAAGACUCGACCUCUUACCGGCUAUGCCGCCACCGGUCAAAAGUUCACCUUCGACGUUGAACGUGACACUCUUUUGGUCCAUGGUAUGAACAUUCCGGACUUCCUCAAGACCCCCCAGCUUCCCAACCUUCAUGGCGUCCGUCGGCUCGUGUCCCAUCUCCCUUAUACAAUUGGGUGGGGUUCAUACGAUUACCUGCAGAGAACAAUGCGAGGUAUGCGGCACCCGUGGGCUAUUGAUGCAAUGGCCCAUGAUCCACUUGAUACCGCUUAUGAGGAGAGCCUACCAUUCGAAACAAGCUUUACCGUCGCCCAAGAGCUAGGAUCUCUUUGUUUUGAACACUACCAAGAUCGUUACGAGAUCCCGAUGAUUGGCCUACACGGAUACAGCAAGACUCGUCGUGACCGACGCAACCCGCGUCAGCAAGAGUAUUCUCAGGGCGGUCAAUGGGCUGGCUUUCGUGUCUACCUCGCGAUGCAGGAAGUUGAAUUCCGACCACUCACUUGGGAUGAAGUCGAACAUCUUGUUCACCAACCGAAGCAGCCAGAGAACAUUAUUCGGGACCAGACCAAGGAGCUUCCUGGCGGAGCGUACGGAUGGAUCAAGGUCAAAGAGUAUAAUGCUGCGACUGAUGAGCUUUGGGUCAAACAGGUAGCAACCACUUGGAAGAUGGUUCACGCGAGCCUUCAUCAACCUGGGGAUGAUAUCGAAGACUAUAUUAUCGGUCCCCAUUGA
Messenger RNA from Fusarium tjaetaba, 768 nucleotides. RefSeq names its product K P-type ATPase (mediates high-affinity potassium or sodium uptake). The coding region runs from base 1 to 768 and encodes 255 amino acids. NCBI's taxonomy places the organism in Eukaryota, Fungi, Ascomycota, Sordariomycetes, Hypocreales, Nectriaceae. The record is from RefSeq and is a predicted model, not a curated record. The transcript is spliced from 3 exons.